GCAUCGAAUAUCUCCCCCAAAUUGUUAAAAGGCAGUGUUUAUCAUCAGAUAAGAGGAGUCGUGAACAAAACUGCUAAUUCAGCCAGCCCAGGUCGAUGUUCGCUCAGUUAUAUGAGUGCCAGAUGUACAAACAAAAGUUCACCGCAACAUGGCGACAAUCUCUUUCUGCUAGCCAUCCGCUCCUGUUCUUUGAUAUUUGUACGACUGAUAAUGAUCUGAUUUUCACGUUCAAGAUCUAAUAGCCUUAGUUGCUAUUCAAGGUGAGCUUAAUUUUGUUCUGGAAGAAGGAAAACUUGUAUCAGUAAUGUCUUCAACAUUUAACAUCAUACAAAUGCCACGUGACAUGUCGACCAAAUUUUCUUCUAGAAAUAUCGGAAAUAUCAUCAUGGCUAGACCAUCAAGCCUCAAAGAAGACAUGAAACGGGCGUGGUGGGAUACAAUGGGGACAUCGACAGUACCUUUGACACUAGACUUGUCUAACAAAAACCUGAGGCAGUUACCCGAUGAACUUUUUGAAUUAAAUGAGUUGCAGGCUUUAAAGUUAGACAAAAACAAGAACAUCCAACUAUCUAAGAAGCUUGUUAAAUUGACCAACAUGAAAGCGUUGAGUUUAAAUGACUGUAAUCUUGAAACAGUCCACGCUGCCGUGAUGAAACUUACACAGUUGGAAACACUGAUCCUCAGGAACAACAGGAACAUCACCCUGCCGGAUGAGAUGUCAGGUCUCGUCAAUCUCAAGGUCCUGCGCUUAGAUAACUGUGGGUUGGACUCACUACCUCCAGUAGUGCUAAACUUGUCACAUGUCCAUGCUCUGAACCUGAGCUCUAACCCAAUACAGACGUUACCCGUGGAAGUUGGACAGCUCACUAACAUAAAAUAUUUGCAUCUGUCCAACUGCGAGUUGCAAACACUCCCACCUGAAGUGUGGAGACUGACACAGUUAGAAUGGCUGGACCUGAGCUUUAACCCACUACAGACGUUACCCGCGGAAGUUGGCCAGCUCACUAAUGUCGAUCACUUGGAUCUGUCCAGCUGCGAGCUGCAAACACUCCCACCUGAAGUGGGGAAACUGACACAGUUAGAAUGGCUGGACCUGAGCUCUAACCCACUACAGACGUUACCCGCGGAAGUUGGGCAGCUCACCAAUGUCGAACACUUGGAUCUGUCCAUCUGCGAGCUGCAAACGCUCCCACCUGAAGUGGGGAGACUGACACAGUUAGAAUGGCUGGAACUGAACUCUAACCCACUAAAGACGUUACCCGCGGAAGUUGGGCAGCUCACCAAUGUCGAACACUUGGAUCUGUCCAUCUGCGAGCUGCAAACGCUCCCACCUGAAGUGUGGAGACUGACACAGUUAAAAUGGCUGGACCUGAGCUCUAACCCACUACAGACGUUACCCGCGGAAGUUGGACAGCUCACAAAUGUCAAACACUUGGAUCUGUCCCGGUGUGAACUGCACACACUCCCACCUGAAGUGGGGAGACUGACACAGUUAGAAUGGCUGGACCUGAGCUCUAACCCACUACAGACGUUACCCGCGGAAUUUGGACAUCUCACUAGCGUCAAACUCUUGGAUCUGUCCUGGUGCCAGCUGCGCACACUCCCACUUGAAGUGUGGAGACUAACACAGUUAAAAUGGCUGAAACUGACAGAUAACCCACUACAGACGUUACCCGCGGAAGUUGGGCAGUUCACUAACAUCAAACAACUAAAUCUGUCCCACUGCCAGCUGCACACACUCCCACCGGAAGUGGGGAAACUGACACAGUUAGAAAAGCUGGACCUGAAAUCCAACACACUAGAGACGUUACCCGCGGAAGUUGGACAGCUCACAAAUGUCAAACACUUGAAUCUGUCCGACUGCCAGCUGCACACAUUCCCACCUGAAGUAGGGAGACUGACACAGUUGGAAUGGCUGGGCCUGAGCUCUAACCCACUACAGACGUUACCCGCAAAAGUUGGACAACUCACUAAAAUCAAGCACUUAGAUCUAUCCGACUGCCAGCUGCCCACACUCCCACUUGAAGUGUGGAAACUGACACAGUUAGAAUGUCUGAGCCUGAGCUCUAACCCACUACAGACGUUACCUGCGGAAGUUGGGCAGCUCACUAACGUCAAACACUUGGAUCUGUCCCAAUGCCUACUGCGCACACUCCCAUCUAAAGUGGGGAGACUGACACAGUUAGAAUGGCUGGACCUGAGCUCUAACCCACUACAGACGUUACCCACGGAAGUUGGACAUCUCACUAACGUCAGACACUUGAAUCUGUCCCACUGCCAGCUGCACAUACUCCCACCUGAAGUAGGGAGACUGACACAGUUAGAAAAGCUGGACCUGUGCUCUAACCCACUACAGACGUUACCCGCGGAAGUUGGACAUUGCACCAACGUCAAACACUUGGAUCUGUCCCACUGCCAGCUGCGCACACUCCCAUUUGAAGUGUGGAAACUGACACAGUUAGAAUGGCUGGACCUGAGCGAUAUCCCACUACAGACGUUACCCGCGGAAGUUGAACAGCUCACUAACAUCAAACACUUGCAUCUAUCCCACUGCGAGCUGCGCACACUCCCACCUGAAGUGGGGAGACUGACACAGUUAGAAUGGCUGAACCUGAGCGGUAACCCACUACAGACGUUACCCGCGGAAGUUGGACAGCUCACUAACGUCGAACACUUAGAUCUGUCCCACUGCCAGCUGCGCACACUCCCACCUGAAGUGUGGAGACUGACACAGUUAGAAUGGCUGUACCUGAGUGGUAACCCACUACAGACGUUACCAGCGGAAGUUGGACAGCUCACUAACGUCAAACACUUAGAUCUGUCCCACUGCGAUCUGCACACACUCCCACCUGAAGUGGGGAAACUGACACGGUAGAAUGGCUGAGCCUGAGCUCUAACCCACUACAGACGUUACCCGCGGAAGUAGGACAGCUCACUAACGUCAAACAAUUGAAUCUGUCCGACUGCC
Messenger RNA from Branchiostoma floridae (Florida lancelet), 2968 nucleotides. RefSeq names its product leucine-rich repeat protein lrrA-like. The transcript has a single exon. NCBI's taxonomy places the organism in Eukaryota, Metazoa, Chordata, Leptocardii, Amphioxiformes, Branchiostomatidae. The record is from RefSeq and is a predicted model, not a curated record. Gene Ontology annotation, molecular function: protein binding. The coding region runs from base 305 to 2875 and encodes 856 amino acids.